AUCGUUCAAAAAAUCCAGCAUUUUAAGCUGAAAAACUUCAAUAAAUAGCGCAAAGAAAUUCUGUUGCUGAUUAGUCGCGUUUUAAUUAUUAAACUGAACAGAAAGAAAAUGAACUCGAAAUUCUUAAUAAUAUUUAUAUUUUUUUAUAUACAAGAAAGUUUAUCAUUAGCAAGUGAUGAUGAGAUGCAGGCACAGUUUAUUGUGAAUGAUGUUUCUGAAGAAAUGAAGUUGAGAAUGUUUAAAACAAAUACAGCUUCUUGGAAUCACGCAUCUAAUUUAACAGAUGAAAAUGAAAGAAUUAAUGCAAAAGUUCAGGCAGAAUAUGCAGCAUAUGUGAAAGGUGUUGCACAAGAUUUAGCAGUUUUUGACUACAACAGUUUCGAGAAUAAAACCUUAAAAAGAUUAGUCAAAUUUUUAACAAAUAUUGGUGAUGCAAAACUUAGUGAAACUGAUUUUAAUGACAUUCAAGAUGCUGUCUCGCGCAUGCAGUCAACCUUCGCAAAAGUUAAAGUUCCAGAAUUUAAGGAUCGUUCCAAAUUAGUAAGCUUGGAGCCAGAAAUUACUGAAGCAUUUGCAAAAAGUCGCAAUCCAGAGGAAUUAAAAUAUUAUUGGAUUAAAUGGUAUGAUGGAGCUGGACUUCCAAAUAAGAAGGAUUUCUUCAAGUAUGUUGGAUUGAGGAACAAGGCAGCAAACAUGAAUGGGUUCAAAAAUGGUGCUGAUACAUGGCUGGAUGAAUAUGAAGAUCCAACGUUUGAGAAACAAAUUGAUGACAUUAUGGAUCAAAUAAAACCACUCUACAUGCAACUUCAUGGCUAUGUCCGUCAUAAGCUUGCUGAAUUCUAUGGACCUAAUGUAGUCGAUAAAACAAAAGCCAUUCCAAUGCAUCUGUUAGGAAAUGUUUGGGCACAACAAUGGAAUAUUGGCAAUUUAGUUCUUCCAUAUAAAACUGAAGAUCCAGACAUUGAUUCAGUAUUGGUUAAGAAAAAUUACACUCCUUUAAAAAUGUUUCAGGAUUCAGAGCAAUUCUUCACAUCAAUAGGUUUAUCGCCAAUGCCUUCAUCAUUUUGGGAGAAAAGUAUAAUAGAAAAACCAAAUGAUGGCCGUGAAAUGGUGUGUCAUGCUAGUGCUUGGGACUUUUCUAUAAAUAAUGAUGUUCGUAUUAAGCAAUGUACAAGAAUUACAUUUGAAAGUUACAAGACUGUCCAUCAUGAGAUGGGCCACAUCGAAUACUAUCUCCAAUAUAAUCAUCUUCCACCUGUAUUUCGUGCUGGUGCCAAUCCAGGUUUUCAUGAAGCAGUAGGCGAUACAAUUGCCCUAUCUGUAGCUACACCAAAGCACAUGCAUCGUAUUGGAUUACUAGAUGAAGUUAAUAAAGAUCGAAAGAGUCAAAUUAAUCAGCUACUGAAAAUGGGAAUUGAAAAAUUACCAUUCUUGCCAUUCUCAUAUGUUUUUGAUAAGUAUCGAUAUGAAGUUUUUCGUGGAACUGUGACUUCAGAAAAUGCUAAUACGCUGUUCUGGGAUAUGCGCAAAAAGCAUGGUGGUGUUGCACCACCAAUUGAGAGGACUAAUAAGGAUUUUGAUGUCACUGCUAAAUAUCAUGCAAGUGCGGAUGUUGAGUAUUUAAGAUACUUUGUUGCAUUCAUACUUCAAUUUCAAUUCCAUAAAGCUUCCUGCAUCAAAGCCGGAGAAUAUGAAAUGAAUAAUCCCGAGAAAACUCUUGCUGAUUGCGACAUUUAUCAAAGCAAAGAAGCUGGAGAUGCAAUAAAAAAAAUGCUUUCAUUGGGAUCAUCAGUUCCAUGGAAUGAUGCAUUAGAAGUGAUUACUGGUGAUCGUCAACUUGACGCGAAUGCAUUGUUGGAAUAUUUUGCACCUCUGUAUGAAUGGCUUAAGGAAGAAAAUACAAAGUUAAAUGCUCACAUCGGAUGGGAUGACUAAAAAUCAAAAGUUUAAAAAUACACAAUUUUUUUUAAAUGUAAGGAUAUAAAAUCCAGCUUGCAGCAUUUCUAAA
Chironomus riparius is the source of this 2008-nucleotide messenger RNA. Lineage: Eukaryota; Metazoa; Arthropoda; Insecta; Diptera; Chironomidae. The record is from the annotation of a GenBank genome assembly.